This is a messenger RNA of Sapajus apella (tufted capuchin), 3303 nucleotides long. It is a transcript of the gene POF1B, whose product is annotated as POF1B actin binding protein. Gene Ontology annotation, biological process: actin filament organization; epithelial cell morphogenesis; bicellular tight junction assembly. Gene Ontology annotation, molecular function: actin filament binding. The transcript is spliced from 17 exons. Gene Ontology annotation, cellular component: bicellular tight junction; adherens junction; actin filament. NCBI's taxonomy places the organism in Eukaryota, Metazoa, Chordata, Mammalia, Primates, Cebidae. The record is from RefSeq and is a predicted model, not a curated record. Bases 130 to 1899 code for a protein of 589 amino acids.
UGUCACAGGGUGGCUCCAUUUUCCAUUUGAGCUCAAAUAUUUUGCUGCUUCCUCUGCAGCUGCCAGACCUGCUCGUGCUGCUGCUCAGGGAGAGCGACUGGUAGGUCCCUUGCUGACGACUGGAAGAAGAUGAGCUCGAGCUAUUGGAGUGAGACCAGCAGCAGCAGCUGUGGAACCCAGCAGCUCCCAGAGGUGCUGCAGUGCCAGCCCCAGCAUUAUCACUGCUACCAUCAGUCUAGCCAAGCCCAGCAGCCUCCAGAAAAAAAUGUAGUGUAUGAGCGAGUGAGGACCUACAGUGGGCCCAUGAACAAGGUGGUGCAGGCCUUGGACCCCUUCAACUCAAGGGAAGUGCUCUCCCCUCUCAAAACUGCCUCCUCCUACCAAAAUUUGGUUUGGAGCGACCACUCUCAGGAACUCCAUUCUCCAACUUUAAAAAUAUCUACAUGCGCCCCAAGCACUCUACAUAUAAGCCAAAGUACUGAACAGGAACUUCAUUCUCCAACAGUGAAAGUUACUACAUAUCCACAGACCACUAUUAGGAAAUAUGUAGUACAAAAUCCUGAACAGGAACCACUGUCUCAAUUCUUAAGAGGAGGCCAUUUUUUCCCAGGAAACAACGUUAUUUAUGAAAAAACAAUAAGAAAAGUGGAGAAGCUGAAUACUGAUCAGGAAUGCCAUCCUCAGGUUCAAUGCCAUCAUCACAUUGUCCAACAACCCCAAGUCAUCCACUCUUCACACUGGCAACAACCUGAUUCUAGCCAGCAAAUUCAAACCAUCACAGGAAACAAUUCAAUUUCUACACAUGUUGGAAAUAAACUGUGCCAUAGUGGAUCAAGCCAGAUUCAUGAGCAGGUGAUAAUUCAGGAUGAUGGUCCUGAAAAAUUGGACCCCAGAUAUUUUGGAGAGUUGCUGGCUGAUCUGAGCCGUAAGAAUACGGAUCUAUAUCACUGCUUAUUGGAACAUUUGCAGAGAAUUGGAGGAAGCAAACAGGACUUUGAGUCGACAGAUGAGUCAGAAGACAUUGAAUCAUUGAUUCCUAAAGGAUUGUCAGAGUUUACAAAACAGCAGAUUCGCUAUAUUCUGCAGAUGAGGGGUAUGUCUGAUAAGUCACUCCGGUUAGUGCUGUCCACAUUUAGCAACAUACGGGAGGAGCUUGGACAUCUUCAAAAUGACUUGACAUCUCUGGAAAAUGACAAGAUGAGACUUGAGAAAGACUUAUCAUUCAAAGAUACUCAAAUAAAAGAGUACGAAGAACUCUUGGCAUCAGUGAGAGCAAAUAAUCAGCAGCAGCAGCAAGGACUUCAAGACUCAAGUUCAAAAUGCCAGGCAUUGGAAGAAAACAAUCUCUCUCUUCGACAUACACUUUCAGACAUGGAAUACAGACUAAAAGAACUGGAAUAUUGUAAACGUAAUUUAGAGCAAGAGAAUCAAAACCUUAGAAUUCAGGUUUCUGAGACUUGCACAGGGCCAAUGCUGCAGGCUAAAAUGGAUGAGAUUGGCAACCAUUACACGGAGAUGGUAAAAAACUUGAGAAUGGAGAAAGAUAGAGAGAUCUGCAGACUGAGGUCCCAAUUAAACCAGUACCAGAAAGAUGUUUCAAAGAGAGACGGAAGUUGUAGUGACUUCCAAUUUAAGCUUCAUGAACUGACAAGCUUGCUGGAAGAGAAGGAUUCUCUUAUAAAGCGUCAGUCAGAGGAACUCUCAAAGUUGCGGCAAGAAAUAUACUCAUCUCAUAACCAACCCUCCACUGGUGGAAGGACUACUAUUACCACUAAAAAGUACAGGACACAAUAUCCAAUUCUAGGCCUCCUGUAUGACGACUAUGAAUAUAUACCACCAGGUAGUGAAACACAGACUAUUGUGAUUGAGAAAACAGAAGACAAAUACACUUGUCCAUGAAUGGAUCCACUUUAAAGUAUUACUACUCAAAGGUGUUUUUGUGUGUGUGUGUGUAUCUGCAUUAGUACUUUGUUAUUUUCCCAUCACUAAAGGCCAAUCAGAAUUUGGAGCCAUGCUGUCGUUCAAGAAAUCUAACGGAAUGAAUUAGUUCUGUAUAUGAGAGUUUCUUCAACCAUUUAGGAGACCUAAAUCUUUUCCAUAACACUUAGGUAUUCAGUACAACAACAAACUAACUGAAAGAGGGAUCUCCUUGUUUAAAGUUUGAUUGCAAACACUGUAGACCAUAACUCACUAUUUUUCAGAUAGGGUGCCUCUUAGAUAUAAAACUAAUUUGUUGGGAAAGAUAUUUUACAAAUUAUGCCAUUAGAUUUUCUCUGAUAUUAUAUGUGCAGUUCAGUUACAAUAUGGAAUCACGUUUUUUUAACAAAAAAGAUAAAAUACAUAGAAGUAAAAAAAUAGCUAGUGUAUAAUAUAUACAGUCUAAAUUUGCUUUUCACACUAGGCCUUGUGACUAAAAGAUAUGCUUCAUUGCAUGCUAUUUUCACCUCUUGGAGAUAUAGCUAAGUCAAAGGUGACGAUUAAUUUCAUUUAGCAGGGAAGUGGAAUGUUAUAUUUUGAAACAACUAAAUCUACUACAUUACACAUUAUGCUAUUCUGGUUCUAAGUACAUAUUAGUGCUUUAGUAAAUCUGUUCUUUCAAAGCAUACCUUCCACAAAUAAGCCUAUCUACUUCUUAAAACUCAUACAACACAAUAUGGUAGUAGUAGGCGGAAGGAAGGUAAGCUUUUUCAUGGUGGUAUGUAAACAUAUCAUUGAAAUGUUACAUAGAUAUAAAGGCUUAGGGAAUAAAAAUAGCAACAACAAAUACUUGAUAGAUUUAUCCUACUUGGGAGAAAUAUUUUGUAGCAGAGUAUUUAGUAUACUUAGAAGUUAGUUGAACAAUUGGGCUUUAAUGACCUUACAAAGUGAACAUAAGUGAACAUAAGUAUUUUUUUCAAUGCAAGAUGAGGACGAACAUUUUAAAUUUCAACACAUCUGACUAAAGUUAAGACUUAGUAAAAUUUAAAAUGUUGCCUUUGUCCAAGUAUAGAUUAAGGCAACAAACAUAUUUGGGUUAUAUAAUUUGAAAUUUUGCACUGAAAUAUCUUUGUAUAUAUCCACAUAAAAUUCUGUAAUGCCUUAUAAUUAUAUUUUAAUAUGCAUUAUACUAAGAAACUAUUAAGAACAGCUGAGGCACUACAGUAAAUCAAACCAUAAAUGAGGAAAAUACUUUUAAUGUCUUUUUCUAGAAAUAUUCAAAUGGUCUUGAUAUAAAGCUAGAGGCCUUAUUUAUAUUAUCUUAAUAUUUUGGCUAAAAUGUUAAGCUCCAUAACAUGAAUUAAUACAAUUCAAAUUUUAUCAAUA